ACGUGCGACGGCAGCUAUGGCCAAGAAGCCGACAUGAGGCGGCACGCGCAGAGCAGCGCGAAUCGGCCAGGGCAAGCUCCUCCGAGUUGCAUGGAUGAUCCAAGCGUGGGAUGCGCAGCAUUGGAGGAUGCCGCCAAGCAGGCCAUAGCGACUGCAAAUCGAGGCGGCACGAAGAUCAGCGACGAGGUGUUACUAAACCACGAGUUGCUGCAACACGCGAAGCAGGGCAACGCGAAGGGCCUUUCUGCUGCACUUGACAAAGGCGCGUGGACGGAGACACGACGACCGCUGGUAAUGAAGCCGCAGAAGCCAGACCCAGGGAAGGAGGGCGGCGGGCGCGGCGAGACUGGCGACGUGGGAAUGACCGCGCUGAUGUUCGCGGCGCAGGCCGGCAGCGCGGACUGCAUUAGGCGGCUGCUUUGGGCGGGCGCAGAAGUCACGGCCGUGGAGGAGGACGGCUGGACGCCGCUACAUUUCGCAGCCAAGGAGGCGCACCUCGAGGUCUGCACCCUGCUGCUGCAGAGAAGGGCGAACCCCGAGGCGCUGAACGCGGACGACAAGACCCCACUGCAGGCCCCGGUUUCGACAAGAGUCCAAGGCAGAAAGACAAUGUCAGGUGGUGCCGCGAAUGGAUAACCGCCCUCCCAGGCAUGUGCACCCGGGGAGUGUCUUAAGUUGCACGUUUGGGAGCACCUGAGGGGAUCUGCGUUGGAUCCAAGAUGGAUCCCUAGCUCUUCUCCUGCGAGCCAUGAUCUGUGGCACGGGCUGCAUCCCUGCCCGCAGCCCGCUUGUCUCCCCGUCACCUCGCCUUUCCUGCAUGCGAGGGGGGGAUCGGGUAACAGGCGCAGGCGAAGAUUUCUGAUUCUGCGCAAACCCGCCCAAGGCAGGACGUCUGGUGGGACCCAGCUGGGCCGAGGGGAGGCUGGGUAGAGGGUUGCUCAAGGCUGGCAGGUAGUCGGGCGGGGCUGAUGCUUCCAAGGUCGCACGAGGCGAUGACCGAACGAAGAAGCACUAUCCUUGCGCGUGCUGAGCUGAUGGGGAUGAUGCGCACGGCUUGGGUCUCUUUGCAGUGGGAGCCUGCUUUGCGGUGUUCUCUGUUUUUUUUUUUUUUUUUCUUUCUGGCGUCGGCAGAAGCAUUCUGGUGCGAUGCAUCUGAGACACACUGCUGUUGUGGGGUCUCCCGAGAGGAUCGAUGAAGAGGAUGAGGAGAAGGCGGAGGGACUUGCCAGGGCCGGUUGGACUUGAACGUUCGAGGCCUCUCCGGUGGACCUGGGGACUCCUCGAGCUGGUGCUGCCUCCGUCAGCAUUUGACAUUUGCACGGGCCGAGGUGUCCUCUCCCCCCUUAUCUCCAUACCUUCCCCCCUGCUUGCAUGACCUCCGACCCACGCGACAGAG
Prorocentrum cordatum is the source of this 1396-nucleotide messenger RNA. The record is from the annotation of a GenBank genome assembly. Lineage: Eukaryota; Dinophyceae; Prorocentrales; Prorocentraceae.